CAAAUAUAAGCACGGGGACUCACAUGUCUGACGAAGGGAUUAUUACCGGGUUUUGUCAUGGCGACGGCCUAGAGGUGUCACAUGGUUCUAAUUCUUUAAUAGAAAAAGAUACUAUUUUAUUAGAUAAAUGUAAUACAGAGUUAUCUUUUAAAAGCAGUGAGAGUCAUGAUAAAGAAUGCCUAUUUCAAGAUGGCGGGAACUUGGUUGAUAUGGCGAUGUCACCCUCUCUCGUCGGAGGAGAGCGUCUCGGACCUUUUCGGGAUGGGGAUCACGAUGUGUUUAAUAUCAGUGGUCCACCAAGCGUGCUUACAUCGACCAGUGAAAGUGAUUCAUUACGUCUUGAUCAACCAUAUAUUGAUGAUAAAAAGGUGGAUGAAUGGUUAAAAUCUCAGCGAUCAGAUGUAAGUUUGUCAAGUGUUGCAUUCGAAAUUAAAAAUGAAACAAGCGAAGAUGUAAUGUUCGAGUCAGCAAGUUUGCCGGUACAGGAGCAGGAGUCAAAAUUUUCUAGUAGUAAUGGUGCUAUGAGUUUAGAUUUCAUUCCGUCAUAUUGUGAGAAAGAUUCACUGGAAGUAACAGAACCAAUUUUAAGUGAUUCAUCAAUUUUCCAAAAGCCAAAAGAUAUUGAUACUUUACCAACAUUAUUUGAAAACAGAAAUGAUAAGAGGAAAAAAAAUUAUUUUGCUACUGCCAAUCCUGUUAGUACUAUUAGUUUAGUUUCUGAAAAACAUAGAGAAACAGAAAAUACUACUUCUAGUGCUAAAAUUCUUUCUAGUACAAGUAUUCACUCAAAUGCUGUAAAACUUCAACCUAAUGAUAGCAUCAUUCUGAAUGUAUCAAACAGCAACAAAACAAUUGGGAACAAAUCUUUUGAAACUUGUGCCGAUGCGGUACUUUCAAAAAGUAUGCAAAUAACAGCCAUUAGUACUAGCAAUACAGAAAGUUGCCUGACUUCAGAGGAAAGAGCUUGCCUCGAAGAAUUAGAACGUGGCUCUCAACUUAGCCAAGAGGAACAAGAGUUAUUUGAAGAAAGUGCAAGGAAUCUUCAGGAUUGCCAAGGUAUUGAGUUCCAAACUCCUCAAGUAAGCUCAAGUAUUCCAGUGGAAAUAUUAUCCUUGGAUACAACUAAGCAAGUAAAGAAGAAUAAAAAAAAAAAUAGAAGAGAAGUGCUAUCAGAUGAAAACAGUUUGGUAAAGGAAACCGACUUAGAGCAUACAGUUUCUUCAUUAGUUGAAACAACUUCUGAGACCAACCUGGAAAAUGAUAACCAUGAAAUAGAUGGAGAAAGUCUUCCUGUUACUGGUGAUGUUAAUUCUGUUCAAGUUAUCGGAGUGAUGCCAUCUUAUUUAGGACAAGUUCUCCAGUUAAACCACACCAGUGUUGCAUUUCCAAGGAUGCGGUUAAUACCUUUAGAGUCCGUUCUGAGCCAGGGGUCAGCUUUAACUGAUGUAUUCCAGCCUGGAAAUAUGCCAGCUGUAAUUGUUACUCAGUCAGAAGGUGAAGUAGACGGUAUAGUUAAUUUCACUGAAAUUACUGGUAAAACCAAUGUGCAAGAGAAGAUGUUUCAAGUAUCUGAGACUGGAAUCUGUGAAGUUGAAACAGAAAAUAAAAGUCCAGAAGAUCUCAAAACUGCAGAAGAACCUACAAGUCCAGCAGGGGUUGUGAACAGUAUUCCACCUAGUGGUUCAAAGAAGAAGUACCAAUGUCCUCAUGCUGACUGCAAUCAUGCCUUUCCUGUGGAGAGUAAACUUAGAGUGCAUUUGCUGAAUCACGAUAGGGGAAGACCGUACAAAUGUACCAUAGAAGGCUGUGAUUGGUCUUUUGUGACAGCUUACAAAUUGAGACGCCACCUAGAAACUCAUGUUGGGAAAAAAGAUUAUCUGUGUGAUUUUGAAGGCUGCAAUCGUCGUUUUACCACCAUCUACAACUUGAACUCUCACAAGAGGCUACACAAACGACCAAAAUCUUUAGCUUGCCCCUCACCAGGUUGUGGGCAAACUUUUGCAACUCGCAGAAAAAUGGAACUACAUUUAAAAGUUCAUGAUGAUGUUGAUGCCCCAUACAUGUGUCCAGUGUCUAGCUGUGGUAAAGGAUAUUAUUCUGCUAAUUCCAUGGCAUCACAUCUACGUGUUCAUCAGCACAAAGAGGAGGACUUGAAGUGCCCUUAUGAAAACUGUUUAAAGGUUUUUGGUCGAGUGUGUAGGUUGAAACAGCACUUACGACAGCACACAGGAGAACGGCCUUAUGUUUGUAAUUUUGAAGGUUGUGGGUGGACCUUUGUCAGUGCCAGUAAACUAACCAGACACAUGAGAAAACACACAGGAGAAAGGAAGUAUGCCUGUCCAGAAGAAGGCUGUGGGAAAUCUUUCAUGCGCCCUGAGCACUUGAAGGGGCACAUGGUUGUUCAUUCAGGAGAUAAACCAUUUGCUUGCCACUUUGAAAACUGUAACGCUCGUUUUACGGCCAGGUCGAGCCUAUAUGUUCAUGUCAAGAAGCACUCUGGAACUCAUGAGAAACUGGUGUACCCAUGUCCUAUUGCUUCGUGUAGCAAGAAGUACAACUGUAAAUCCAGCUUACGACUUCACCUGCAAAAAGUACACUCUUCGAUUUUAGAAUGUACAAACCAAGAUUAUGUGACAGAUUAUGUCACAUACUUAUCUACAGAAGAACUUCGAGAAAUUUUUUCUACUGAAGACACAGCAUCAGAACUUGCAUCUGAAUUGCCUACUAUACCAAUAUCCGUAGCUGCUACAAGUGGAAUACAGGAAACACAGUUGCUAACUUCUGAUAAGGUGGUCUUCAAUUCAUCGCAGUUAUUGUUACCAGAAAUGUUUGCAGAGUUGGUUGAAACACCUGUAACACGAGUGUCUCAAAUUGUUGGUCCAGCCCAGGUUGUUAUAAACUCAGGUGUAACGUCAGGCAGCUUUGUGGAUGUGAACAUGACAACUGCUCACGUUGAUGUAACAUCCAUAAAUAAUAUCCCAGACCAACUCUCGGAAGUUAUGAUGAGCAUCAGGGAUGUGGAUCUGGCAGCUUGUUGUGUCCAGCAGGAAAAUAACAGUGGAUCUGCUCGUACAGACUUCUGUAGCAACCACAUCCUCAGUCGUCGUUCACAAAAUCAAAGACAGAAGCAAUUAAAACUUAACCUAAGCUGUUCUCCAGGAGAAAGAAAGUCAGCAAUCAAAGAGUUAAAACUCGAGCCCAAACAAAACAAAGUGAGAUCAGUACAUUCUGUUGGAGAUAUAAUGCUAACCCAAUCUGCUAUAACCUUUCAAGAUUCAAACCCAGGAUCUCAACUGAUGCAGUCUCAACUUCUACAGGAUGACCUAUCGGUUUCUGGAGGUGAUAUCUACACUGAGGAUCAGGUUCUCACGCCUGUUUCUCUGCUUCAAGAGUCGACUGUUAACGAUCCAACUUCUGCAAGCACUGAUUUUGUGUCCACAUCCUCAGGGGUUGGAGAAUUUCAUGGGUCUACAGUGAAUCUCCAAGAUCUUGACUGAAAUGUACCUGUGAUAUACUUGCCAUUGAUUGUGAAGUGGCAGUACUUUGGUGAUAAAUUAUUUUAAUUGUCUUGUAAUUUGACAUGUGCUUGGUAUAUAUUUGUUUUUCCAGGAGCUAAGAAACUAAGGCUACAAAAAAAAACAAUUUUAUGAAAACAAUUCGUAGAAAAGAAGGAAAAAACAAAACUAGUAAUCUUUUGGAAUAAGAAAAACCAUUAGUUGUUUUCAACAAAUUUCUCUUAAUUUUUUUUAAAGAAAAAUAAUUAGGCUGGCACACUUCUUAUUGCUGGAAAUCUUGAUGUAAAUAAAAUAAAGCAGACAAGCGAAGCACACCAAAUGCUUAGAAAACAAAUAUUAAUUGAUUAGAAACCAAUGAUAAAUUUUGUUUUAUGAAGUAAUAUUUUGACAUAAAGUAUUACACCCAUCUAAUAUAAUCACUGAAAAUCGUAGACUUGUUUUUAUCACAUACAUAAGAGCUUUUAUUAUAACAUUAUGGUGCAGGAAAAGUCUUUUCAAGAUUUCAGUGUCAGAAGAAACGUUUUUUUUUUUUCUUACAGCAUGUUUAUUAUGCCAUUGUUUUUAAGUGUUUGUUUAGAAUAAUGAUUCAGGUGUUAUUAUUUUGUUCUAUAGGAAGCAGUACUAGUUAUUUAAAAUAUUAACUUUAAUUUUGUCUUGGUGCAUGGUUGUGCUGAAUGUUUGAAAUCAGGUUUUUGUUAAACAAACCAAUUAGUUGAUGAUACUGAAUGAAAUUUUUUUAAAUAUUUGCUUAAAUGAAUUCUUAAUGUGUCAACUAUUAUGCUUAAUUCUUGGCAAAUGGUGCUAAUAACGUUUUGGUUAAAAAUUAGAAAAUAAUACACACAUGCUUUAUAUUUGGUGAAAUGAAUAUGAAAGUAAACUUAGUUUUUAUAAAGAUUGCCUGUCAAUUAGAAGUAUGUUAUACUGAACCCAGCAUUAUGUUUCAGAUUAGUUGUAAAGCUUUCUUAAUCUGAAGCAAUCUUUUGGGAUGUUUUUUCAUUUGUCUGCUACUUAUUGGUGAUGCCAGGUAUUAUAACUUUUGUUCAGGAUAUUUAAAUAAGGAUUGUACCAAUCAACAGAAUUUGAGUAUGGCUUUAGUGUGAUGUAACAAUAAGGGUUACACCUUCAUCCAGCAAUAUUUGUAAUAUACUAUCCUGUUUUGAAAUUUAAAAAGAAACUUACAUAUUAAAAAUAAAUAUACUAAAUUGUGACAGAGCAGAGUUUUGUUUUGGACUUUUAUAUUUAAUAAAAUGUCUAGAUGAUUUUUAUUAACUUUAGAAGAAGUUAUUAAAAAUAUUUAAAAGUCUAUAAAUUGUAAUGUGGGAAAAUAUCAAAUGCAUGCUUCUAAUUUGUUUUUAAUUAUGCAGAUAAUUUUUAUUGUUUAUGUAUUUUAAAAAAAAAUUACAACCAGUUAUGCUGGCUUUAUUGUAUUUGGUAUUUUUCCAUACAAUUUUACUAAUUCUUGCAGACUUUCAUAUGGAUCCUGAUUUUGAUGGUUUGCAGCCACCUUAAUUAUAUGAACAUCUUCUAGUCUAAUACUUCAUUCUUGUAGCAAUUUGAGAUUAGGCUGGCACACUUCUUAUUGCAGGAAGUCUUAAUGCAAAUUAAAAUAGCUAGAGGAGUGAAGCACACCAUAUGCUUAAGAAAACAAAUAUUAAUUGAUUAGAUACCAAUGAGAAAAUGUUUGUUUUAUUUAGUAAUAUUUUGUCAUGUCCCAAGCACAAUCCUUGCUGCAUUCCAUAAACCAUCUGUUGUAUGGUGACAGUGGUUUCCUAGUGCCCAUUUCAACUGUCUGAUUGUUUUAGCACCCUUAUUAGAAAUAUAAUUGUGUAAGUAGAGUCAGUUCUUCAGGCAUGAAGAGUACAGUUAACUUUGGUUCACAAGCAUUGUAUUAUACUGUUCAGUGCUAUAAGUGUAAACUUUUAUUUUAAGGUUUCAUAAAGAGGUUGAGUAUGUUAGGUUAAAAUUGUUUAGGAGCCUCACCAUAUCCAUUCAUGCUUUAUCUGACAGCCUUGCAUCUUGUCAAUAACUAAUGGAAUAGGAUCUUUCAUAAGGCUGUCAAGUCCAAAGCACAUCACUCCUUGCCAUAUUCCAUAAACCAUCUGGUGUAUGAAGACAGUGGUUUCCCAAUACCCAUUUCAAGUCUAAUUGUACAGAAAUCCAUGGACAUGCAUUUGGUAAUUUGACCAGUAUUGUCUUCUUAUGGAAUAACAUGAAUACCCAUUUCAUUCUUCAGCUACUUGAAGUAUGCGAUGGUUUAACGGAUAUGUUGUGGAAGUAACUUGUGUACACAAGACUUAUGUUGCUUUUCUAGAUAGAGAUCCUUCUUAAUUAUGUUACCACUGAGCUUUUUACUUGUGGAUUCUUACCUAUUACAAUUUACUUACCAUAGCUGGACCAUGACUUUUUGCAGGUCUCUUUCUAAAUUGUUCAAAGCCCCAAGCUGAUCCAUAUUCCUUUGUUUUUCAAUGUCAUUAAGUACAAGGGGUAUCCCCAUCAUGGAAAUUCUAUAUCUCUGAUCAGUGUGUGUGAAUAUUUUGCAUUGGAAAAAAGACUGUUACAUACCCUUCCCAAAAGCAAUCAAUUUUUGAUGGUAUCACCCUACUUAUGAAAUGCCAAACAAUGUCAAGUUGUAAAUUAAUACAUGCCAUUCCAUUGUGACUUUACACUGGCUGUGGUUGUCAUGCGACUUGCUUAUUUUCACAUUCAAAUGGUUUUGAUAUAAUGUACUCAACCUCUGUAUCUAUAUCCAGGUCUGAAUAAAAACCUUUGUUAUAGGUCAUUUAUCAACAAUGUUUGAUUAAAAUAUGAUAUCCAUGUAUGAACAAAACAUUUCAUGUCUUAUCACUUUUCAAGUUGUCGACUCUAGAAUGAUUAAUUCAGUGUUAUCAAUUCUAACAUCCUUUAAGAUGUUUGUUCUUUGUAAUUUUAGGAAAUGAACAUGUGGAUUGAAAUCUCUUAA
This is a messenger RNA of Limulus polyphemus (Atlantic horseshoe crab), 6474 nucleotides long. RefSeq names its product zinc finger protein ZXDC-like. Gene Ontology annotation, molecular function: DNA-binding transcription factor activity, RNA polymerase II-specific; RNA polymerase II cis-regulatory region sequence-specific DNA binding. Gene Ontology annotation, cellular component: nucleus. The transcript is spliced from 14 exons. Gene Ontology annotation, biological process: regulation of transcription by RNA polymerase II. The record is from RefSeq and is a predicted model, not a curated record. Bases 24 to 3497 code for a protein of 1157 amino acids. NCBI's taxonomy places the organism in Eukaryota, Metazoa, Arthropoda, Merostomata, Xiphosura, Limulidae.